Messenger RNA from Varanus komodoensis (Komodo dragon), 8670 nucleotides. It is a transcript of the gene MTOR, whose product is annotated as mechanistic target of rapamycin kinase. Gene Ontology annotation, biological process: negative regulation of macroautophagy; protein phosphorylation; TOR signaling. Gene Ontology annotation, molecular function: protein serine/threonine kinase activity; protein-containing complex binding; protein binding. NCBI's taxonomy places the organism in Eukaryota, Metazoa, Chordata, Lepidosauria, Squamata, Varanidae. The transcript is spliced from 59 exons. Gene Ontology annotation, cellular component: TORC2 complex; nucleus; TORC1 complex. The record is from RefSeq and is a predicted model, not a curated record. Bases 168 to 7772 code for a protein of 2534 amino acids.
CUUCCAUCUUACGAAACAUAUCUGUCCUUCUGAUACUGAAUUUAUAUUCCACCUUUUUGUCUCCUGCAAGAAACUCAAGGUGGCUUCUAUGGUCGUCUUUCACGCAACAACAGCCUUGUGAGAGGGACUGGAGGACUUGACGCCUUGCGCCCUGACUCGGCGCAGCCAUGUCGGGAACCGUCAUUAUCCUCCAGCAGUUUGCGAGUGGCCUCAAGAGCCGGAAUGAAGAAGCCAGGGCAAAGGCUGCCAAGGACCUGCAGCACUAUGUCACCAUGGAACUCCGUGAGAUGAGCCAAGAGGAAUCCACACGGUUUUAUGACCAGCUGAAUCACCACAUCUUUGAACUGGUCUCCAGUUCAGAUGCAAAUGAGAGAAAAGGAGGCAUUUUGGCUAUAGCAAGCCUCAUCGGCGUUGAGGGAGGCAAUGCCACGCGGAUUGGUCGGUUUGCUAACUACUUAAGGAACCUCCUUCCCUCCAAUGAUCCUGUUGUCAUGGAGAUGGCAUCCAAGGCCAUCGGGCGCCUUGCGAUAUCGGGUGACACGUUCACGGCCGAAUAUGUGGAGUUUGAAGUGAAGCGAGCGCUGGAGUGGCUUGGAGCCGACAGAAAUGAAGGACGGAGACAUGCUGCGGUCCUGGUUCUGCGAGAGCUGGCCAUCAGCGUCCCCACGUUCUUCUUCCAGCAAGUACAGCCAUUUUUUGAUAACAUUUUCGUCGCUGUGUGGGAUCCCAAGCAGGCCAUCCGCGAGGGAGCUGUUUCUGCCUUACGGGCCUGCCUCAUCCUGACAACCCAGCGGGAGUCGAAGGAGAUGCAGAAGCCGCAGUGGUACCGGCAAACAUAUGAAGAAGCCGAGAAGGGUUUCGACGAGACGGUGGCCAAGGAGAAGGGCAUGAACCGCGACGACCGAAUCCACGGUGCCUUGCUGAUCCUGAAUGAGCUGGUGAGGAUCAGCAGCAUGGAGGGAGAGCGUCUUCGAGAAGAGAUGGAGGAGAUCACGCAGCAGCAGAUGGUCCAUGACAAGUACUGCAAAGACCUGCUGGGCUUUGGGGCCAAACCGCGCCACAUCACCCCCUUCUCCAGCUUCCAGUCGGUGCAGCCCCAGCAGUCCAAUGCCUUGGUGGGGCUCCUGGGCUUCAGUCCUCAGCCCGGAAUCAUGGGCUUUGGUGCCUCGCCUGUCCCAGUCAAGUCCACCCUGGUCGAGAGCCGGUGCUGCAGGGAGCUGAUGGAGGAGAAGUUUGAUCAGGUGUGCUGCUGGGUUUUGAAGUGCCGAAGCAACAAGAACUCCCUCAUCCAGAUGACUGUGCUCAGCUUGCUUCCACGGCUGGCAGCUUUUCGCCCUUCUGCCUUCACAGCUGACCACUACCUUCCAGACACCAUGAACCAUGUUCUCAGUUGUGUUAAGAAGGAGAAAGAGCGGAUGGCGGCGUUCCAGGCCUUGGGCUUGCUCUCGGUGGCUGUGAGGUCGGAAUUCCAGGUUUAUCUGCCUAAAGUCCUCGAAAUUAUCAAGACCGCCCUCCCACUGAAGGAAUUCGCUCAUAAGAGGCAGAAAUCUGUGCAGGUGGACGCCACCGUCUUUACCUGCAUCAGCAUGCUGGCGCGGGCAAUGGGGCCUUCCAUCCAGCAGGACAUCAAGGAGCUCCUGGAACCCAUGCUGGCUGUGGGACUGAGCCCCGCCCUGACAGCCGUGCUGUACGACCUGAGUCGCCAGAUCCCUCAGCUCAAGAAGGAGAUCCAGGAUGGGCUGCUGAAGAUGCUCUCCUUGGUGCUGAUGCACCGGCCCCUGCGCCACCCGGGCAUGCCCAAAGGCCUGGCGCACCAGCUGGCGUCCCCCAGCCUCUCCAGCCUCCCCGAGGCCAACGACGUGGGCAGCCUCACGCUGGCGCUCCGCACCCUGGGCAGCUUUGAGUUUGAGGGACAUUCGCUGACGCAGUUUGUCCGGCACUGCGCGGACCACUUCCUCAACAGCGAGCACAAGGAGGUCCGCAUGGAGGCGGCCCGCACGUGCUCCCGCCUGCUGACGCCCUCCAUCCACCUGAUCAGUGGCCAUGCCCACGUCGUCAGCCAGACCGCCGUGCAGGUGGUGGCAGAUGUCCUCGGCAAACUGCUGGUGGUGGGAAUCACGGACCCAGACCCUGACAUCCGAUACUGCGUGCUGGCCUCCUUGGACGAGCGGUUUGACGCACACCUGGCCCAGGCGGAGAACUUGCAGGCUCUCUUCGUGGCCCUGAAUGACCAGGUGUUCGAGAUCCGUGAGCUGGCCAUCUGCACGGUGGGCCGGCUGAGCAGCAUGAACCCCGCCUUCGUCAUGCCCUUCCUGCGCAAGAUGCUGAUUCAGAUCUUGACUGAGCUGGAGCACAGUGGUGUCGGCAGGAUCAAAGAGCAGAGUGCCCGGAUGCUGGGGCACUUGGUCUCCAAUGCUCCGCGGCUGAUCCGGCCGUACAUGGAGCCCAUCCUCAAGGCGCUGAUUGUGAAACUGAAAGACCCUGACCCUGAUCCCAACCCGGGGGUGAUCAACAAUGUCCUGGCUACCAUUGGUGAACUGGCCCAGGUGAGUGGGCUGGAGAUGAGAAAGUGGGUGGAUGAACUCUUCAUCAUCAUCAUGGACAUGCUGCAGGACUCCUCCUUGCUUGCCAAGAGACAGGUGGCGCUCUGGACACUGGGCCAGCUGGUGGCCAGUACCGGCUACGUGGUGGAGCCCUACAGGAAGUACCCCACUCUCCUGGAGGUGCUGCUGAACUUCCUGAAGACGGAGCAGAACCAGGGCACCCGGAGAGAGGCCAUACGGGUCCUUGGUCUCCUGGGGGCUCUGGACCCAUACAAGCACAAGGUGAACAUUGGCAUGAUAGACCAGUCACGGGACGCUUCGGCCGUCAGCCUCUCGGAGUCGAAAUCAAGCCAGGAUUCCUCCGAUUACAGCACCAGCGAGAUGCUGGUGAACAUGGGCAACCUCCCACUGGACGAGUUCUACCCGGCCGUCUCGAUGGUGGCCCUCAUGAGGAUCUUCCGGGACCAGUCCUUGUCCCACCACCACACUAUGGUGGUCCAAGCCAUCACCUUUAUCUUUAAGUCCCUCGGCCUCAAGUGCGUGCAUUUCCUGCCUCAGGUCAUGCCGACCUUCCUCAACGUCAUCCGGGUGUGUGACGGGGCCAUCCGCGAGGUAAAAGAAGAUGGUGACAGUGUACUGGGGAGAAGAGCUGAGUUCCUGUUCCAGCAGCUGGGAAUGUUGGUGUCUUUUGUGAGAAGCCACAUUAGACCGUACAUGGAUGAAAUCGUCACCCUCAUGAGAGAUUUCUGGGUUGUGAACAAUUCAAUACAAAGUACCAUUAUCCUCCUCAUAGAGCAGAUUGUGGUGGCUUUGGGUGGGGAGUUCAAGCUGUACCUUCCCCAGCUCAUCCCUCACAUGCUGCGGCUCUUUAUGCAUGACAGCAGCAGCACCCGCAACGUCUCGACCAAGCUGCUGAACGCUAUUCAGCUCUUUGGAGCCAAUCUGGAUGACUACCUGCAUUUAUUACUGCCUCCCAUUGUAAAGCUCUUUGACGCCCCAGAUGCCCCGAUAUCUGCUCGCAAAGCUGCCUUGGAAACGGUGGAUCGCUUGACGGAGUCUCUGGAUUUCACUGAUUAUGCCUCCCGGAUUAUCCACCCCAUAGUGCGGACUCUGGAUCAGAGCCCGGAGCUUCGGACAACUGCCAUGGACACGCUGUCGUCCCUUGUCUUCCAACUAGGGAAGAAGUAUCAGAUCUUUAUCCCGAUGGUGAACAAGGUGUUGGUCCGUCACAGGAUAAACCACCAGCGCUAUGACGUCCUCAUCUGUAGGAUCGUGAAGGGCUACACGCUUGCGGAUGAAGAAGAGGACCCUCUGAUCUACCAGCACCGUGUGCAGAGGAGCAGCCAAGGGGAAGCGCUGGCCAGUGGCCCUGUGGAAACCGGCCCCAUGAAGAAGCUGCACGUCAGCACCAUCAACUUGCAGAAGGCUUGGGGAGCGGCCCGGAGAGUUUCCAAGGACGAUUGGCUGGAGUGGUUGAGACGGCUGAGUUUGGAAUUGCUGAAGGAUUCCUCCUCUCCAUCGCUGCGCUCGUGUUGGGCAUUGGCUCAGGCGUACAACCCCAUGGCCAGAGAUCUUUUCAAUGCAGCUUUUGUUUCGUGCUGGUCUGAACUGAACGAAGACCAGCAGGAUGAGUUGAUCCGCAGCAUCGAGCUGGCCCUGACCUCUCAGGAUAUCGCGGAGGUCACCCAGACCCUGCUGAAUCUGGCCGAGUUCAUGGAGCACAGUGACAAGGGACCAUUGCCGUUGGGCGACGACAACGGCAUCGUCUUGCUGGGGGAGCGGGCUGCCAAAUGUCGGGCGUACGCCAAGGCACUGCACUACAAAGAGCUGGAAUUCCAGAAGGGCCCGACUCCCGCAAUCCUGGAGUCUCUCAUCAGUAUCAACAAUAAACUGCAGCAGCCCGAGGCAGCUUCCGGGGUGCUGGAAUAUGCCAUGAAGCACUUUGGGGAGUUGGAAAUCCAGGCAACCUGGUAUGAGAAGCUGCAUGAGUGGGAAGAUGCUCUAGUCGCAUACGACAAAAAGAUGGACACAAACAAGGAUGACCCGGAACUGAUGCUGGGGCGCAUGCGCUGCCUGGAAGCCCUCGGGGAAUGGGGACAGCUGCACCAGCAGUGCUGUGAGAAAUGGACCUUGGUGAACGACGACACCCAGGCGAAAAUGGCGAGGAUGGCAGCCGCGGCUGCUUGGGGCUUAGGCCAGUGGGACAGCAUGGAGGAGUACACGUGCAUGAUCCCAAGGGACACCCACGACGGCGCCUUCUAUCGGGCCGUACUGGCGCUCCACCAGGAUCACUUCUCGCUGGCCCAGCAGUGCAUUGAUAAAGCCCGGGACUUGCUGGAUGCUGAGCUGACAGCCAUGGCAGGGGAGAGUUACAGCCGUGCCUACGGGGCAAUGGUCUCCUGCCAGAUGCUAUCAGAGCUGGAAGAAGUAAUCCAGUACAAACUUGUACCAGAGCGCCGUGAGAUCAUUCGGCAGAUCUGGUGGGAAAGACUGCAGGGCUGCCAGCGGAUCGUGGAGGACUGGCAGCGGAUACUCAUGGUCCGGUCGCUUGUGGUCAGCCCCCACGAGGACAUGAGGACGUGGCUGAAGUACGCCAGUCUGUGCGGCAAGAGCGGAAGGCUGGCGCUGGCCCAUAAGACCCUCGUCCUGCUCCUGGGGGUUGACCCGUCCCGGCAGCUGGAUCACCCGUUGCCAACUGUUCAUCCUCAGGUGACCUAUGCCUACAUGAAGCACAUGUGGAAAAGCGCCCGCAAGAUCGAGGCCUUCCAGCACAUGCAGCAUUUCGUGCAGACGGUGCAGCAGCAGGCCCAGCACGCCAUCGCCGCCGAGGACCAGCAGCACCGGCAGGAGCUGCACAAGCUCAUGGCGCGGUGUUUCCUGAAACUGGGCGAGUGGCAGCUGAACCUGCAAGGCAUCAAUGAGAGCACCAUCCCAAAGGUCCUGCAGUACUACAGCGCCGCCACGGAACACGACUGCAACUGGUACAAGGCUUGGCACGCCUGGGCGGUGAUGAACUUUGAGGCGGUCCUUCACUACAAGCACCAGAACCAAGCCAGGGACGAGAAGAAGCUGCGGCACGCCAGCGGGGCCAGCGUCACCAGCGCCAACACGGAGGGCAGCAACAGCGAGAGCGAAGCGGAGAGCGCCGAGAACAGCCCCGUCCCGUCCCCCGUGCAGAAGAAGGUGACAGAGGACUUGUCCAAAACGCUGCUGAUGUACACAGUUCCAGCCGUGCAGGGUUUUUUCCGGUCCAUCUCUUUGUCACGAGGAAACAAUUUGCAAGACACGCUCAGAGUCCUUACGUUAUGGUUCGACUAUGGCCACUGGCCAGAAGUAAAUGAGGCACUGGUUGAAGGAGUCAAGGCAAUCCAGAUUGAUACGUGGUUACAGGUCAUCCCUCAGCUCAUUGCUAGAAUUGAUACGCCUCGUCCUUUGGUGGGCCGACUGAUUUACCAGCUUCUCACCGACAUUGGCAGGUACCACCCACAGGCUUUGAUCUACCCGUUGACCGUAGCUUCAAAGUCGACAACCACCGCCCGUCACAACGCUGCCAACAAGAUCCUUAAGAAUAUGUGUGAACACAGUAACACGCUAGUCCAGCAAGCCAUGAUGGUGAGCGAAGAACUGAUCCGUGUAGCCAUCCUGUGGCACGAGAUGUGGCACGAAGGGCUGGAAGAGGCGUCUCGCCUCUAUUUCGGGGAGCGGAACGUUAAGGGGAUGUUCGAAGUGCUGGAGCCACUGCAUGCGAUGAUGGAGCGUGGGCCCCAGACGCUCAAGGAGACCUCCUUCAAUCAGGCUUAUGGCAGAGAUCUGAUGGAAGCCCAGGAGUGGUGCAGGAAGUACAUGAAAUCUGGGAACGUCAAGGACCUCACUCAGGCUUGGGAUCUGUAUUACCACGUCUUUCGGCGCAUCUCCAAGCAACUGCCUCAGCUGACCUCCUUGGAGCUCCAGUACGUUUCACCAAAACUGCUGAAGUGCCGAGAUCUGGAACUGGCCGUGCCGGGGACAUACGACCCCAACCAGCAAAUCAUCCGCAUCCAAUCCAUUGCUCCGUCGCUCCAAGUGAUCACGUCUAAGCAGAGGCCGAGGAAAUUAACUCUAAUGGGAAGCAAUGGGCACGAGUUCGUGUUCCUCCUGAAGGGCCACGAGGACCUGCGUCAGGAUGAGAGAGUGAUGCAGCUCUUCGGGCUCGUGAACACCCUGCUGGCCAACGACCCGACGUCUCUCCGCAAAAACCUGAGCAUCCAGCGGUACGCCGUGAUCCCGCUUUCCACCAACUCGGGGCUUAUCGGCUGGGUGCCUCACUGCGACACUCUGCACGCGCUCAUCCGGGACUACCGGGAGAAGAAGAAGAUCUUGCUCAACAUUGAGCACCGCAUCAUGCUGAGGAUGGCGCCUGACUAUGAUCAUCUCACCCUGAUGCAGAAGGUGGAGGUUUUCGAACACGCUGUGAACAACACCGCCGGCGAUGACCUUGCCAAGCUCCUGUGGCUGAAGAGUCCCAGCUCUGAGGUGUGGUUUGACAGAAGAACAAAUUACACUCGUUCGUUAGCCGUGAUGUCAAUGGUCGGCUAUAUUUUGGGGCUGGGUGACAGGCACCCCUCCAACCUCAUGCUUGACAGACUGAGUGGCAAGAUCCUGCACAUCGACUUUGGAGACUGCUUUGAGGUUGCAAUGACCAGAGAGAAGUUUCCGGAGAAGAUUCCUUUCAGGCUGACAAGGAUGCUGACAAACGCUAUGGAGGUGACUGGCUUAGAUGGAAAUUACAGAAUCACCUGCCACACGGUAAUGGAAGUUUUGCGAGAACACAAAGACAGCGUCAUGGCCGUGCUGGAAGCCUUUGUGUACGACCCCUUGCUGAACUGGAGGCUGAUGGACACAAACACGAAAGGCACUAAGCGGUCACGAACGAGGACGGACUCCUACUCUGCUAGCCAGUCUGUAGAAAUGUUGGACAAUGUGGAGCUUGGUGAGACCGCCCAUAAGAAACCUGGGACCACGGUGCCUGAAUCUAUCCAUUCCUUUAUAGGGGAUGGCCUUGUGAAACCCGAGGCGCUGAAUAAGAAGGCCAUUCAGAUCAUCAACAGGGUCCGCGACAAGCUAACCGGGCGCGACUUCUCCCACGAUGAAACGCUGGACGUGCCCACACAGGUGGAGCUGCUCAUCAAGCAGGCCACCUCCCACGAGAACCUCUGCCAGUGCUACAUCGGAUGGUGCCCUUUUUGGUAAUUGAAGACUUGUGAUGACGCACUUAGAGCCUUUCAGAGGCUUUGCAUUCCAAGUUUGUUCUCCUCAAAAGUGAGAAUUAGGAUGGGAGAAACUAGGUCUGUGGUCAGGCUGCAGAGACUGCCUUUGUCAAAUAUUUUGAACUAUAAAUGAGAAAACUGAACUGUAUAUAUUAAAAAUUGUUUCAAGCUGACUUAGAGCUGCUGUUUUCGGGGGGUGGGCUGAGCCAUCAUGAAACACAGGGGGUUUCAAAGUGUUUAAAACAAAACUGAAGCAUAGCGACCAAAUAAUUGCUAAGAAUAAUUUGGUCUUUGGGGAGUAACUUGGCAGAAAGACCGUCUCUUACGACAGACUUGGAUACAAGCAUAUUGGUAUUGUGACUGACCAAUGAUGAAUUCAUGGGUGUGACUCCAAGUGACCUUGCUUCAGUUUGGGACGGUGCAGAGCACCUGAAAACCUGCUCUCUUGCUCUUGGGUUGAAUUGCCUGCCUCGAAACUUCAGCCCAGACUAGACUGUGAUGGAUGCUUGUGGUGAUCACACACAUAUAGCAUGUUUCUGCAUGGAAGGGCCCGAAGAAACUAUCUUUAGGAGCAGAGCAUUGCAGUAGGGAUGGACAUUUGCAGAAUGUAGGUUUUGUGCAUCUGGAGGAAUUUUCCAUGCUGGCACUGAGUGAAAAGGAAAAGAAAAAAAUCUAGGGGGAAGCAUUAACGUCAAGUGUAAAACGUCAAGCAGUUAUGGGUUUGGAAGAGGGGGAAAUGAGUGCUUAAAACACGCGGGCGAAUGCCUGCGGUUGUUACUUUAUUUAAUAAAAAAGCAAAAUGCACACGUUGUACCCAUUUUAGAUUCCAUGUUGUAGUCUAAUAUUUUUGUGCCAAUAAAGUACAACUGUGUAAACCUGUA